Messenger RNA from Wasmannia auropunctata (little fire ant), 858 nucleotides. It is a transcript of the gene Nrk1, whose product is annotated as nicotinamide riboside kinase 1. The record is from RefSeq and is a predicted model, not a curated record. The transcript has a single exon. Gene Ontology annotation, cellular component: cytoplasm. The coding region runs from base 278 to 853 and encodes 191 amino acids. NCBI's taxonomy places the organism in Eukaryota, Metazoa, Arthropoda, Insecta, Hymenoptera, Formicidae.
GUAGCAAUUUACUAGCAAGUUAUCAGAACGUGCAGUGAUAUUGGAUGUUAUCGUUGUAAUGAGUCAUCAUACGCUACGUUAUAUAAUACUCAUACAUACAACUCGUGGCACAUGCAUGAAUAUGAACGCCAUAACGGCAUGAAUGUUAGUUAUAUAAUAUCUCUCAUGGAUGCUACAUCUUGUCAAGUUCACUCUGAACUAAUCAAUAAAAUAAGCUUUUCUGUAUCUCUCUUUUGUACAUUACGUUGAGCACUGCUACAGAACUGGCAAAUUAAAAAUGUCGAAGGAGUGGUUUGUCGUUGGUAUAUCCGGAGCAACUUGUAGUGGAAAAAGUACGUUGGCUGAUAAGAUCUGUGACAAUUUUCCAACGUCUGUUAUGGUGCGUCAAGAUGAUUAUUUUUUGCCACUGGACGAUCCACGUCACAUUAAAAUACAGGAAUUAAACCACAUGAAUUGGGAAUUAAUAACGAGCCUAAAUAUGCAGAAAAUGUAUUCGGAUGUUGUAAAAACACUUCAAUCUCCCAGAAAAAAUGCAACGAAUUCGAAGAUGCUAUUGAUAUUGGAUGGUUUUUUGCUUUUUCAACAUAAGGCCAUUGCAAACCUAUGUGAUCGUAAAUACUUUUUAACGUUGACAAAAGAGCAAUGUUGGGAACGAAGAAAAAACCGUAUAUAUGAUCCGCCUGAUGUACCAGGAUAUUUUGAAAAGACAGUGUGGCCCGAAUUUAUUAAGUAUGAAAAUGAAGUUCUACGAAACAACCAAGUGCAUGAAAUUAUAACAUUUAUCGAUGGAUCCAAGGAUAUGGGAGAAAUUUAUGAAAUGGUUUCCAAGGAAAUCGAUCAAUUAUUAUCCUAAAAAAA